Messenger RNA from Sabethes cyaneus, 8746 nucleotides. Its product is annotated as zinc finger protein 609. Gene Ontology annotation, biological process: regulation of transcription by RNA polymerase II. Bases 1201 to 7113 code for a protein of 1970 amino acids. NCBI's taxonomy places the organism in Eukaryota, Metazoa, Arthropoda, Insecta, Diptera, Culicidae. Gene Ontology annotation, cellular component: nucleus. The transcript is spliced from 13 exons. The record is from RefSeq and is a predicted model, not a curated record.
AUAAUUGAUGUUUUUUCAUAACAUAAUUUUUCAGCGAUUUUCUAUGCUUGCACAGUGAAAUUGUUGGAUUGUGUUUGAUUAAAGUGCAGUCAACGAGGAACUAUAUAAAACUGAUUUACUGAAAGGUGGUUAAAGUGUGGUAGAAAAUACAAAAAUUAUUUAAAGUUUUCAUGGGAUAGAAGAAAGUCGGAAGAAAAGUUCGGUUGCAUUUAGUGGCUGAAUGAUCCCUCGGACACCAAUCCAGCAGCAGUAACACAACUUCAACGACAGAAGGGAGAGAAUGAGAGUGCGAAGAAUUGGAAACGCGCUACGAUUGUGUUAGUGAUAGAAAGAAUUUUGAUCAAUGCGAAAUGCAUGAGUGUAUGUGCUAAGUUAUUGAUGUGUUUGUGGAUAUAAAUGGUAAAUCCAAGUGAUUCGGAAGUGUUUUGCGCCGAAAAGGAUGUGUUUGUGACAAAGUUGUUGGUAUACGUAUAAUAUUGUCCAUUGAUCUGCUGAAUGAGUAGUGAAAUUAUCGGUCGCAGCUAAAUUUCAGAAAAAUAAAUAAAAAUAAAGAUGGCUCAAUAAAGGGUGGUGACUGAGUGUAUACCGAAAUUCAAAGUGAUCACUGAGAAAAUAAUAUAAACUCGUCGAUACCGAAGAAAUAAUGCAAAUGUGAUUGCAUUUACUGCAAUAUUGUGCCCAUUAACGUGAUAGCAGAGCAUGUUCAAAUCUUUUCCCUAUAGCUAAAUGGUCGGUCUACAAAUUGUAAUAAAAAACUGAUUAUACUGGGGGCGUUUUAGUGCAUGGAGAUUUACUACAAGAACUGGAAAAUGUGACCCUUCAGAAGACCUUUGUGAAAUCCGUAGAACAUCCUAUUCUAAAUAGUCUGGCUGCUUUUUUGAACACAACGGAAAGAAAAAUCUAUUUAUCGCUUGGUGAAUCUUUUAGCAAAUUGCUUAAAAUGGUCGUACUGACCCAAGGGCUGGGGCCCUUCGUCUCCCGCCGUAACGUACGUGAGAUAGAGUCAAUUCGCUGUUGCAAAAUCGAUGAAUCACUGGAAAGCUUUACAGAAAACUGGAACAAACUGAUAUACACAGCCGAACAUAAAUUUACAUUGGUUUGCUUUAAUUUUUCUUCGUCAUUGUUUUCAAACUUUAGCGAAGAAAAACUAUCGUCAUUCGAGGGCCCGCCAGUAGCGGAUGCCCUUUUUGCACUUUCUGCAUGGAUUCAAUGAAACGUAGCGAGGCGAGCACCGGCCACCACCAAAACAAGGUGGUUUUAACGAACCAAGAAACAGACAGCAAUAACAAAAUAAAUCUUAGUAGUAGUCAUUUGAACAAUAAUACGGUAAGUCAUAAACAGCAACACCAUUCGGCUUUAUUGAAUCAAAAUCAAACGCCAGGAGCAGUAUCCACGCCGUCAAAUCAAAUAUCGAAUUCAUCGAUAUCGGCAUCCAGUGAUAUAAAUAAAGACUCCAAUUUUGAAUACGACGAUAACGAGUGGGAUGUUGGUAUAGGCGACUUGAUCAUUGACUUAGACGCAGAUAUUGAAAAAUCAUCCGUCAGUAAUCAACAUCAUCAGAAUACACCAGCACAAGCUAUAGUCGAUUCGAGGACUAUAACGUCGCCUACAACGUCUCAAUUCUCGGCUGCAAUACCAGCUGAAUCUUCUACGAACGCGUUGAAAACCGAAACUAAUAAUAGUAAUUCGCGGAAAUCACAAAAUUUCGCUACAUCGGUCGGGUUACUUAAGGAAUCUGAUCCAACAACAGUGAGUCUCUCAAAGGGAAUUGUUCCUUCUGGUAGUGUUAACAAAUCUAUUGCUUCAACAAACACGUCAGCAAAAGGAGGAAACACGUCUUCUACUUCAAAACACCACUCCUCCUCUUCCUCUUCCUCUUCCUCAUCAUUGUCUUCUGGACACCAUCACCACCACCAUCACCACCAUCAUCACAAAUCAGCAGAUUCUGGAAACCGUAGUGCAAGUAAUCUUUCCAAGCACUCUGUUUUACUUAGCCAGUUGAACAGUAGUAAACAAUCGAAUUUACAAUCCCUCACAACCUCGGAUAUUACAGGAUUGAAACAUCAUCAUAAUUGUAGUAGUAAUAGCAAUAACAACUGCAAUAAUAUUGGUGUUGAUAUCGACACAUUGAAGAGCAGCCGAAGUAGCAGCUCAGGCACAAUGUCAUCAACGACAGGCGGUUCAAGUGGUAAAUCAGCCACCAAACUUGCCGUUGAUCAUCAGGCCACUUUAGACAAGGGUUUAAAAAUGAAAAUCAAACGUACCAAACCGGGUACUAAGACCUCUGAGGCUAAACAUGAAAUUGUAAAAGCAGAGCAAAAUGGAACCAGUUCUUUGCCAGUGUCGAAUGCAGAUGAAAAUAAUAGUAAUAGUAAUAGCAGUUCUAACUCCAAUAACAAAAAACAUUCGUCACAAUCACAGUCUCAAGCACAACUGGUAACUUCAAAUACCAGUUUGUCCCAGCAGCAACAACAGGGUACUAAACGUGGUAGCAGUGGUCAUCGAAGAGACAAAGCGAAAGAUAAAGCUGCACAUCACAAUCAACGUGAUAAGAAUGAGCACAACAGUAGUAGCAGUACUAACAGUGUCAGUGGAUCUACUACGGGGAGUGAACGAGGCUGCAGUUGCACUCACGAAAUGCAAGUAAAUGGUGUUCAACAGCCUUGUUCCAGCAUAUCCUGCAUACGAAUUCGAACUUCAGAUCAAUCGUUAACAUCUCUGUCACAGCGGAUAUCGAAUCAAAAUAUGUCAAGUACAAGUUCUUCGAGUAGUUUAUUCGCUUCGAAUUCAAAUACGGGUUCAUCGUUAAGUAAUAAUAAUACACCUAAUGCCCCGGGCCCACCAACCUCAAAGGAUAACUGUAAGGUCUCUUCAGUGGCGGGUGUCAACAAUCCACAGUUAUCGAAUCUUCAGCACUCUACCUCAUCUAGUGGUAGCAGUGGAAACAGCAGUUCCGGAUCUAGUAGUAGCAACAAUUUAGGCACUAACAGUGGAAGCAUUAGUUCUGCCAAUAAUGUAUUAAAAUCGCAACUGCAAUCGACGGUACCUCCACCAUCUAGCUUACUGAAUGCACUUUCUUCGGGAACAACGGCCGCACCUAGUCCAAAUCUUUCAUCUUCCGGCAUAGCCUCAUCUAGUAGUGCUUUAACUUUGCUAGGAGAAUCCAGUUCAGCUCAGCUGAAGGAUGACAAAAAAUGUACCAGUCCACCACCAGCCAAACGACACAAAUGCGAUCCGAAGGAUAUGGUGGAUGUUUGUGUAGGCACAUCAGUAGGUACAAUCACCGAACCGGAGUGUCUUGGGCCGUGCGAGCCUGGUACUUCAGUCACGCUAGAAGGUAUUGUUUGGCAUGAGACAGAAGGCGGUGUGUUAGUAGUUAAUGUAACCUGGAGAGGUAAAACCUACGUCGGAACUCUAAUAGACUGUACAAAACAUGACUGGGCACCACCACGAUUUUGUGAUUCACCUACCGAAGAAUUUGAUUCACGAACACCUAAAGGAAGGGGCAAACGUGGUCGUAGCUCUGCAUUGUUUCCUGUUAAUGACCUUAGUAAUUUUACAGAGACUCGAAGUUCUAUGCAUAGUAAAUUAAGAAACGGUGGAUCAAAAGGUCGUGGUGGUCGCGGAACCACAACUGCUGAAAGUAGUUCGUCAAAGACGACGACAACUUCGACAACUACCACGGCCAGUUCGUCUAGCGGUACGACCACAAGCACCAGUUCAGACACUCCUUCAACUUCUCCAGUUGCCUUUUUGCCGCCACGACCGGAGAAACGAAAAUCGAAAGAUGAAUGCCCAUCACCGGUAAACGGUAGCGGCAGCGGAGGUACAAACACAAAUAGUUCGAGCGGCAGUGUGAUAACCACUAACAGCGUAAGUAAUGCAAACGCUAGCGGCAUUGUAAAUAACGGCAUCCCCAGCACUCAGAGUGUAGUUAAUCCUAUGACUGGACUGAAUGUGCAAAUCUCUACAAAAAAGUGCAAAAGCACAGCGUCACCCUGUGCGAUUUCUCCUGUAUUGUUGGAAUGUCCUGAGCAAGACUGUAGUAAAAAAUAUAAACACGCUAAUGGACUGCGAUAUCACCAAAGUCAUGCACAUGGCAGCAUCUCAUCCAUGGACGAGGAUUCCUCACAGCCUCCCGAAUCACCCCAACGAGCAGCCCUUCCGGCCACCCCAUCACCUACGCCAACUGUUCAGCCUACAAUUCUACCAACGGUUGAUGAAGCAACUGGGGUUGUAUUACCAUUGACAAGCACUUCCCCUGCGGUUACUUCUGCGGUAUCUCAGGCUGUAACUUGUUCCAUCACCAUGACCUCUAAUAUGAGUCAAAAUACUACAGUGACAUUGUCAACAGCAACAACUACAACUAGCGAUACUCGCCCCAUCAAUUCAUCAAGUACAUCACCAAGUCCUAGCUCGCUUCUGACUGUUAAUGCACCAAUCGCAUCCCAAAUACCUGCAACGCAAUCUCUGUCGUCCACUACAACACAGCCACUAUUAGCUUCUCCAUCCCAGGUUAGUUCUCAGCCUGCAAAUACUUCGCUAACUGCCGCAGGGGGUAGUAUAACGACAGGUGUAGCAGGUCCUUCACAGCAACAGCCAUUAGGAAGCGGAAAUACGACUUCACUUGGUACUAUUCUAAGUGGAAGCGGACAAAGUGGAGCUAGCUCGAUAACAUCGUUACCACAGACUUGUCAAAUACCAAGUAAUCAAUUACAAUCUCAGCAACACCAGACCGGUGCAGCGUUGCUAGGGCAGUCGAGUACCAAUAAUCUGACUCCUGUCACCCCAGCAAGAAACGAUCCGGUCGCAAAAAGCAAAUCAGGUGUAUUGCGUUUUGGACCUCUACCUAGUGACGGUGAGCAACACACUAGACUACCAUCAGUUGCUCAAUCGAGUUCGAACCUCUCGAUUGGCAUCCCAACGUCACUUGCUAUAGGAACACAGCAGCAAAACCCUCCUCCUGCAAGAUCAUCUUCGAUUGCAUUGGGAGGUGGACUUUUAGCAUUGCAACCGUCGACUCCAGGAGCGACUGAAGGUGCCAACAUAAAAUCACAAAAUUGUUCCAAGCAAAAGAAAAAUAGAAAAUCUCCUGGACCGUCAGAUAUUGACCUAGCUGCUUGUAAUCGUGCCGAGGAUGUGCAAAGUCCUGCGUACAGUGAUAUUAGCGAUGACUCUGCACCAGUAGUAGACGCAAGUGAUUUAGAUAAGCUAAAAAGCCAGCCAAUUGUGGAGGUGGGCAAAAAGUCUAAUCAAGGUAUGCAGGGACAAAUAGGUCCUCUUUCUGGCUAUGGUAUGUAUCCAUACUACCCUGGUAUGCCUCAUCAGCCACCAUAUUAUACAACAGAUCAUACGGGAAAAUCACCACAUGUAGGACAUUCUCCGCUUAGUGCAAGUGGCAGUACCAUGGAUUAUAAAAACAAAGAGCCGCCACUCGAUCUCAUGAACAAACCUAAUCAACAACAACAACAACAACAACAACAACAGAUCGCACCUCCACCAUCAUCGCAACCCGGGCAACCUCCCCAUCCACAAAUGCUACCAGGCGAAGUUAGCGUUCCGUCUAAUAAAGAUGGACCUGUUGCACCCUUAGCGCACCCAAAUGCCAACAAGAUGAUGCAACAUUUCUAUCCUUAUGGAUACAUGCCAACAGGAUUUGGCUAUAACUUAGACCCAAACUAUGGGCCGGUAUCCAUGAUAACGGAAGAUAAUAAGCUAGCUCAACAGCUUCCGCCCGGCCAAAUCAAAGAAGAAAGAAUCAAGGAAAGCCCGAGUCCUAACGAAUACUCCAAGAUGAAUCCACAGAUGGCUUCCGCUAAACUUAUAAAAUCAGAACCAACACUGAUUAAAGAUAUUAAGACUGAAAGUGGACAUUCGAUGCAUUCUAAGGAACAACCACCGCCUGGUCAAUCACCUGGGCAGUCCCCAUUAAGUACUUACGGUGGAAUGUUUCCGAGGCAUGGAUUAAAUGUCGGUCCAUCAUCACAAGCGCCACAGCAUUUGAGCCGGGAAGAUGAUCUAAGACGUUUGUUUAAUUAUCCUGAUCAACGAAGGUCAAGCACGUCGAGUAAUUCAUCAGCAUCUAACCUUAAUCCAAAAGAGGAACCUCCUUCGCCAUCACAGCCGGUUCCUAGUCAUCCACCUUUGAGUUCAGGACACAAUCAAAAUCCAAUACAGUCUUCUACCACUGCUUCCCAACAACAGCAACAACAGAAGAAUCCUAAGAAUUCAUCUUCACAGCAACAGAUGAAACAGCAGAAGGAUAUAAAAACAGAAGACAAGGAAUUACUAAAAGUGAAACAAGAAGGUCAAAAACCAACAAUGGAAACUCAAGGUCCUCCACCUCCACCAACUUCGCAGUACUAUCCUCAUUCACUUUACAUGAGUGCGGCUCCGUUUGGAUUCGAUCCAAACCAUCAGAUGUACAGGAAUAUGCUUGUACCAACAGCAUCGUAUAGCGCACCUCCAUAUCACUUGCAAAUACCACGUUACACAUCGCCAGAGGACUUGUCACGAAAUCCUAGUACAAAAGCGUUAGACUUACUACAACACCAUGCCAGUCAGUACUAUAACUCACACAAAAUCCACGAACUAAGAGAGGGUGCGCUUAAAAGUCCUACCAGCAACGUUAAAGUAAGCGUAUCUAGUCCCAAUCUUCCUCAGCCAUCCAGUCAAAAUCCUAACAUGUGCAUUCCUUCAUCAAAUAGUAGCAUCAAUAGUUCAGCGUUAUCGUUACAGCAGCAGCAACAGCAAGGUCCGCCCUCUGCGCACUCACAGCAACAACCACCUGGACCGUCACAAGUUGGUGGACCAAACACAGCUAAUAGUGGUCCUGGUAAUGGAGCUACGGAUUUGCAGAAAGAAGCUGGCCCUGGUAAUUUGGGUCAAGGACCCACGUCAACAGGUGCUCCUCCACCGCAAUCAGGUCCACCACAAGCAGGUGCACGAAGCCCACCACCUCAGAGGCAUGUGCACACGCACCAUCAUACACAUGUCGGCCUCGGCUAUCCGAUGUUUCAGGCUCCAUAUGGAGCAGCCGUAUUGGCAAGUCAACAGGCGGCAGCAGCUGUCACUGUGAUCAGUCCUUUCCAAACAGGACCUCCAGCUAAGUAAAUCCAGUUAUCGCAAGAGAAAUGACACACAAAGGGACAUAUUGGUACCAGUGUUCAGAAACACGAUCACUAAUCAACGGAACGAGAAUCGAACAAAGCACUUCGAUAAUUACCCUGAUUUGUGAUGCACAUGACAAAUGCAGUGAGCAAACAGGAGAUGAAGCAAAAGUGUGAUAGAAUAGUUUUUAUAUACUAGGCAUAUGAGCGAUGGCGACAAGAAAAAAUGAGGUACGACAACAUAAUGCUUUGCCCACCUUACUUUAAUAGUUGAACGGCGCGAUUGAGUGUUUUUACUAGCGUACUACGGAUGAGGUUUUAACUGAAAUAAAGAACAUUGUAUUGUGUAGAGUUAAAAGUUAGAACCGUAGCUAUAGUAUUGAUAGUCUAAGUGUAGAGACAGAUCAAAUGCAAAAAUAUCUAUUUUUGUACAAAAAACAAAAAGAAACAAAAAUAUUACACAAUUUUACUGGUAGCGCAACUCUAUCAUAAACAGUAGGUAAUUUCGGUCAUUAGCUGAUUGCUGGUAGUAUUCGAAAAACCAAGUGUGUAAAUACAAAAAUAACAAUAUUCUCGACAACCGUAUUGCCGAAAGGUAACAUCGAGUAACGAGUCAACCAAUCUGCAAAGUUUCAAUAUGAAAACGUGUAAAUCAAUUUACCUUCAUUCAGAAGGACAAGAUAACAUGUUAAAAUUUAUCAGCAAAUACAUGUAAAUAUACCGUUACAUUGAUAAACAAAACGAAAAAGCCUGUUUCUUCUUGAAUGUUCCAUAUUAAUUCUGUUUUUUUUUAAAGUUAAACAAAAAGUGGUAUAACAUUUGAAUCGGUCUACAUAUUCUUUUUUGUAUUACUGCUAAUGACUGCCUAUCCUUACAGAAUCUCGGGUAACGUUUCGCUAAAUCGAACGUACCUGCGUAGACAUCUGAAUUUCAAGGGUAAGUUUAACUAAUCAUGUUUUUGUUUUAUUUUUUGGAACAUUCGGCCACAGCUAUGACUGAGAAACACUUGAUCGGAGCCCAUCGUAGAAGCAAAGCUUUCGCGAAUAUUUACAGCAAUGAACAUAAAUUAGUCGUGUUGAUAAUUGUAAAAUCUGCAUCCUUUAGUCACAACUAUUGUUUGAAUAUACGGGUGUAAAUUACUGGAUAGACGACAGUGGCGGGAAAAUAGAAGCAUGGUGUAGAAGUACACUUGAUUUUCCCAUAAUUUGUUAAACAAAAAAUCUACGAUGAGAGAAAACAUUCUCUCAUACCAUCACUAAUGAAAAGUAGUUAUUUUUAAAACGAAUUGUAAACAAAGCUUUAGGUGUGAAAAUACUAACUAUUAUAGUGAGAUAACAAUUAUUAUACUGUACAAGAUCAACCAUUGGUGAAUAAAAAUUAAAAAUGGUAUUCUGAGGCACAGGAUAUUCAUGUUUCUAUUCAUCCGUUUGAAGGAAAUGAACUGGCAUUUCAUGAGUACCGGUUCCGAGAUAGUCAGCAAACAUAAUGCUGCUGUCCUUUUUCUUGACAAAGGUGAAGAAAGUUCAGAGAUUAACUACAUUAAUAUACGUGUAAAAGUAAAUUAAAAUCAUAUAAUUACGUAUAAAGCUAUAAUGUAUAGAAAUACAUUCCUUGUAUUGAAGCAUGAUCAAAAUUAA